AGCGUCGCCGCGGUCCCGCUUCUGAAGCCCCGGGUCACCUACCUGGACUCAGAUUCUCCCCAGACGCGGAUGAUGGGAUCAUGGGGCCGGGAACCCUUCUCCUGCUGCUCUCAGGGGCCCUGGCCCUGACUGAGACCUGGGCGGGCUCCCACUCCUUGAGGUAUUUCUACACCGCCGUGUCCCGGCCCGGCCGCGGGGAGCCCCGCUUCAUCGCCGUGGGCUACGUGGACUACACGCAGUUUGUGCGGUUCGACAGCGACGCCGCGAGUGGGAGAGGGGAGCCUCGGGCGCCGUGGAUGGAGCACGAGGGGCCGGAGUAUUGGGACCGGGAGACACUGACCCUCAGGGCCAGCGCGCAGACUCACCGAGGGAACCUGCGGACCCUGCGCGGCUACUACAACCAGAGCGAGGCCGGGUCUCACACUCUCCAGAGGACCUAUGGCUGCGACCUGGGGCCUGAUGGGCGCCUCCUCCGCGGGUAUUACCAACAUGCCUAUGACGGCAAGGAUUACAUCGCCCUUAACGAGGACCUGCACUCUUGGACAGUGACUGACACGGCUGCCCAGAUCACCCAGCGCAAGUUGGAGGCCACCCAUGAGACGGAGGGGCUCAGGGCUUACCUGGAGGGCACAUGCCUGAAGUGGCUCCGAAGAUACCUGGCCAAGGGGAAGGAGACACUGCAGCAUACGGACCCCCCAAAGACACAUGUGACCCACCACCCCGUCUCUGACCAUAAGGCCACCCUGAGGUGCUGGGCUCUGGGCUUCUACCCUGCGGAGAUCACACUGACCUGGCAGUGGGAUGGGGAGGACCAAACUCAGGAGGCUGAGCUUGUGGAGACCAGGCCUUCAGGGGAUGGAACCUUCCAGAAGUGGGCUGCUGUGUCGGUGCCUUCUGGAGAAGAGCAGAGAUACACGUGCCAUGUGCAGCACGAGGGGCUGCCGGAGCCCCUCACCCUGAGAUGGGAGCCGUCUUCCCAGCUCACCAUCCCUAUUGUGGGCAUCAUUGCUGUGGCUGUCCUAGGAGCUGUAGUCAUCGGAGCUGUGGUCACUGCUGUGAUGUGGAGGAGGAAGGGCUCAGGUAUCGACAGUGCCCAGGGAUCUGAUGUGUCUCUCAUGGCUUGUAAAGUCUUCCAGCCCACCCUCCCCAUUGUGGGCACCACUGCUGGCCUGGUUCUCUUUAUAGUUGUGGGCACUGGAGCUGUGGUGGCUACCCUUGUGAUGUAGAGGAGGAAGAGCUCUGGUAUGUAAGGGGUGGAGUUUGCAUUUUCUUGUUCCUUUGGGCCUCCUUAAUGAAAAGUACCACACAUACACAAAGCGCGCGCGCGCGCACACACACACACACCCACACACACACACACACACACACACAGCACAAACACUCAUGCUCAUGGUCCCUGUAUGCUAAACUUUCUGUAAUGUAAAGCACUGGUGAAGAUAAAGGAUGCAUCACCUUGAUGAAUCUAGAGAUGGGACCUGAUUCCCAGCAGUCAUUGGUCAGAGGGGAAGGACUCUGCUGAGGACAGACCUCCAGCCACCCGAGAGGGCAGGUGGUCCAGCCCCUGUACAUCUCCUGUUCUUGAUUUUCUGAUCAUGCCCUGGGUCUGAUUACAGAUCCAAAUAGAAAAAAGUUGAACUUCAGCACAUUAAAAACUUGUGUGCAUCGAAAGACAUUAUCAGUACAGUGAAAAGACAAUUCAUAAAAUGGCAGAAGAUAUUUGCCAAUUACACAUCAGGGGCUAGUAUUCAGAUACAUAAAGAAAUCUUUACAUUUCAAUAGCAAAAGGCAAAUAAUCCAGUCACAAAUGGGCAAAGGACUUGUACAGACAUUUACUCAAAGAAGAGACAUAAGCAGCCAAGAAACAUAGGAAAAUAUGAUCAGCAACAUUAGCCAUUUCAGAAAUGCAAAGUCAACUGCAAUGAUACGGCUAUGGUAAUAACUUUUUUUUUAAAAUAGCAAAUGUUAGGAAGAAUGUGGAGAAAUUAGAAGCUUCAUCCCACUAUGUUUUUAGAAAUAUAAAAUGGCCAGCUGAGGUUCUUGAUUGGUGGAAGCGUUCCUCUCUUGGGAAAUCCACUAAGCCCAAGAUGGCAGGGAUGGGAAGCAGAAAAAUUUUAAGUAAUUAAUAGGUGUAAUUGUUCAAGAACAUUUAUUACAUAAUAAAUUAUCUCAGCUUUUUUAGUGAAAAUGAUUCUAAGUUUGUUCAUCUUUUCAUACAUUCCAUAAAUUGUACAGUAUAUUAUAACACACUGGCAGUCUCAGCUACUUCAAAGGCUGAGGCGGGAAGAGUUAAAGACCAGUCUGGAGCAAUAUAGCAAGGACCCUUAUCUUAAAAAAAAUGUGUUUAAAUACAUUGUAUGAGUUAUUCUAUAUCUUUUGUGUUUUCAUAUACACAGUACAUCAGUUCAUUAAUUUCUGUCAAAAGGCCUCCUAGAAUUCUGUUUGGUAUUUGAACCUCUGGAUUAAUUUGGAGAGCAUCACAUUUUAACUAUGUGCAGUCUUGCUCUCCAUGAACAGGGGAUAUAUGUAUGUCGGUCCUCUAUACACCCUUUCCACAGUCUGUCUUGGUUUCCAGUGUCUUGUAUUUCAGAGUUCAUAAACAUUUAUAAGGUUUAUGUUUCUGAUACUAAUGUACUUGGAAAAAAAUUUAAAUGUAAAUUGUUAUCUUUGUGUAUUGCUUAUAUAUGUUAUUUGGGGUGUGCUAUUGUUUUUUUUUUCUUUUCUAUUUUAUUCAUUUGUGUUUGGUUUUGAUUUUCAAUUACUCUUGUAGCCUAAAAUUGUUUUGGUAAUUUUUCAUUAAAGAUCUUUGUACUGUUAGCCUUGAAUAAAAAGAGCCUGUAACUUUUU
Sapajus apella (tufted capuchin) is the source of this 2844-nucleotide messenger RNA. RefSeq names its product HLA class I histocompatibility antigen, A alpha chain-like. Bases 81 to 1226 code for a protein of 381 amino acids. Gene Ontology annotation, cellular component: external side of plasma membrane. The transcript has 7 exons. Gene Ontology annotation, molecular function: signaling receptor binding; peptide antigen binding. NCBI's taxonomy places the organism in Eukaryota, Metazoa, Chordata, Mammalia, Primates, Cebidae. Gene Ontology annotation, biological process: antigen processing and presentation of endogenous peptide antigen via MHC class Ib; positive regulation of T cell mediated cytotoxicity; immune response. The record is from RefSeq and is a predicted model, not a curated record.